GUCGCGAUGGGUGGAGUGAGUUUUUCUUAUGCACACGUAGACUAAACCAGUACAUCAGUCAGAGAUCACACGUUCAACUGAUUUCAAACCUCCUGGACCUCUCUCGCUCCCACUUUCUUCUUUUUCUUUAAUAAAACCACGGUAAAGGAUGGUGGCCAAGCAGAGGAUUCGCAUGGCGAAUGAGAAACACAGCAAGAACAUCACUCAGAGAGGCAACGUGUCCAAAUCCACGAGGGUCUCUCAAGAAGAGAAGGCAGUUGUGGGACCUUGGCUUCUAGCCUUGUUCGUCUUUGUAGUGUGUGGAUCAGCGAUAUUCCAGAUCAUUCAGAGCAUCAGGAUGGGAAUGUGAGCGGUCUUCAGCAUUGUUACAUCCGUUUGUUCUCUUCUCCCAGCUUUCCUGAAGAUCACUUGAUCAUUCCUCUUUUCCUAUUUAAUCUUGAUCUUUCAUCACAACACAACAGUCUCCUGUGCCUUACUCAAGCUGGAGGAACAUUAUCUUCUGAAACAAUCCAAUGUGGGACUUCUGUCAUUAUUGCUGCUGAAUCCAAGGCAAUAAACUCAAAUGACUGAACUUUUUAUGUUGGGGGGAAAAA
Molecule: messenger RNA, 593 nt
Organism: Carassius carassius (crucian carp)
Lineage: Eukaryota; Metazoa; Chordata; Actinopteri; Cypriniformes; Cyprinidae
Gene: serp1
Product: stress-associated endoplasmic reticulum protein 1
Exons: 3
Coding region: 149-349 (66 amino acids)
Biological process (GO): endoplasmic reticulum unfolded protein response
Cellular component (GO): endoplasmic reticulum
Source: RefSeq, a predicted model, not a curated record